GCCGCGGCCGCUCGGGGACCACAGGCAGCGGCGGCAGCUCGCGCCCGCGCACUCCUCGCACCCGAGGCGUUCCCCGGAGACCGACCCCCGCCCCGCGACCCAGGCCGGGGCCCGAACCCAGCGGGUGCCGCGGCUCCACACGGGGCCUCCAUCGCCGCCAACGAGCCAUGUUCCAGGCUGCAGGAGCCACCCAGGCCACCCCCUCCCACGAAGCCAAAGGUGGCAGUGGCAGCAGCGCGGUUCAGCGCUCCAAGUCCUUCAGCCUUCGCGCCCAGGUGAAGGAGACCUGCUCUGCCUGCCAGAAGACCGUGUACCCCAUGGAGCGGCUGGUGGCCGACAAGCUCAUUUUCCACAACUCUUGCUUCUGCUGCAAGCACUGCCACACCAAGCUCAGCCUGGGCAGCUACGCGGCGCUGCACGGGGAAUUUUACUGCAAACCCCACUUUCAGCAGCUGUUUAAGAGCAAAGGCAACUACGACGAAGGCUUCGGCCGGAAGCAGCACAAGGAGCUCUGGGCCCACAAGGAGGUGGACCCCGGCACCAAGACAGCCUGAGGCCCCUCUCACCGUCCACUCCCUCCUCCCUCCGUCGAGGGCCUGGAGCAGGCAGCGGGCAGGGUGGGAGAGAGGUUGGACUGGGCCCUGGU
Eubalaena glacialis (North Atlantic right whale) is the source of this 646-nucleotide messenger RNA. RefSeq names its product LIM domain containing 2 (gene LIMD2). The transcript is spliced from 5 exons. The record is from RefSeq and is a predicted model, not a curated record. Lineage: Eukaryota; Metazoa; Chordata; Mammalia; Artiodactyla; Balaenidae. Gene Ontology annotation, molecular function: actin filament binding. Bases 168 to 554 code for a protein of 128 amino acids. Gene Ontology annotation, cellular component: actin cytoskeleton; plasma membrane. Gene Ontology annotation, biological process: actin filament bundle assembly.